AUGCCCAGGCUUUCCCAAGACAACCAAGAAUGCAUUCAGAAAUAUUUCUCCAGGCCAUCCAUGUGGAAGCAAUUUCUGCCCCUGCCUAGGGCUGAAGGAUAUAAUGCAAAUAUUCACCAAACCGCAGAAAACGAAGAGGGCACCAAGGCUGUGUAUGACAUAAAGAGCUUUCCCCCUGCAGAGCUCCCAGACUCGCCCGCAGCCCCGAAGCUGCUCAGCCUCCUUUCUAGCACGCUCUCCGGCCUCGCGCGGUUCUUCUCUCACCUUCUCGGAAGACUCCCUCCUGAAGCUCCCCAGCGGUGCGCGGACUUCUCCCUCCUGCCUCCCGCCCUGCUAGCUGCUGGACUCUCGCGGGAGGCACGAGAAGCUUCCGGACCCCUCUCGCUCGAUCUCGGCGCAGUUCUGACACUGCCUGGCCGACCCCCAGGGGGAUGUUUGCCUAGAGAAGAGGCCAGCGCCAGGCAGCGCUCGUCCAUGCUCGAGAUGGGAUCAGAACGAAUGGAGAUGCGGAAGCGGCAGACGUCAGCAGCCCAGGAGACAUCAGACUCCCUCCCAGGCCAGCACGGAGUGGGCAACCGUGGAUCUAAUGCUUGUUGCUUCUGCUGGUGCUGCUGUUGUAGCUGUUCUUGUCUCACUGUUAGAAACCAAGAAGAGAGACCCAGGGGGGCUUCCCACGAACUCAGAAGAGAGGACUUCCCAACCUGUGAAGAAAGCCCAACUCCUACUCUAGAAGAAGUCAAUGCCUGGGCGCAGUCAUUCGACAAGUUAAUGCUCACUCCAGCAGGAAGGAAUGCUUUCCGUGAAUUCCUCCGAACAGAAUUCAGUGAAGAAAAUAUGCUUUUCUGGAUGGCGUGUGAGGAACUGAAAAAGGAAGUUAAUAAAGACAUUAUUGAGGAGAAAGCAAGGAUAAUAUAUGAAGAAUACAUUUCUAUUCUUUCUCCUAAAGAGGUCAGCUUAGACUCCCGAGUAAGAGAAGUCAUCAAUAGAAACAUGGUGGAACCAUCCCAACACAUAUUUGAUGACGCACAACUUCAGAUUUACACCUUAAUGCACAGAGACUCAUAUCCCCGAUUCAUGAACUCUACUGUCUAUAAAGAUUUGCUCCAGUCCUUAUCUGAGAAAUCAGUUGAAGCAUAGGAUGUCGUCAAAUAUAUUUAUUAUUAAUAAAAUAAUGAAAGAACUCAUGGACCACAUCUAGUAGAGGGAAUUUAGGGGUAGUAGUGUCUUCCGCUAGAGUAAUCCUUGGCCUAUUUUAAUAAUAAAUGCUUCCUUCUACAGAAGGCUAUAUAUUCACAAUAUAAAUUGCAGCUACUUUUAGUGAUACUUUUGAAAAAAUGGGGUAUGGCUGUCUUAGAAAACUAGUAUGUUUACAUUUAUAAUAACAGCAGCAUGUUCUCGAUGGCAAAGGAUAUACUAGAAGACUCCAUACUGCCUACAUCCACUGGAGCCAACAGGACUGCUUUUGUUUUGCCUGAGUUCAGUACCUAUUACUCUUCUCCCAAAGAAAAGACAUUCAAGUGUUUCUCAGCUACUUCUUUCUUCCUUCAAGCUCAGUUUUGAAUAUUUCACUUAUCAGUGCCAUUACAGGACCCAGAUUCCCAUUUUAUAAAGAUGUGACCACUACUUGUAAACAUGGUGUUCCACUUUAUCUUAGAAUGUGUAUGUAGAUACAUAUAUGUGCAUGUGUAUCUGUACGUGGUUAGUGUGAACACUGUGCUCUGAAGUGGAUCCGUCUCAAAUGUUUGGUACGAGAAGUAAUGCUUAGAAAAUUCUUUGCUGAAAAGUUAUCAUUAUUUUAUUAUCAUAUUCUGCCAACCUAAAGAACAAAUUUUUAAAUUCACAACUUAGUCAUGUUCAUAACAAAACUUUCAAAUAAGCAUAUUUCCAUUUUAAUUAUUGAAAGAAAUAUGGACAUUUUCACUCAAAAAAUAAAACACAGAAAUUUUAGCUCAAUCUUUACUUUUUCACAUGGAAAUAUUUGGGAAAUAUAAGAUUAAGUGAAUAGGGAUACAAGCAAGAUAUAUUUUAACUCCUAGAGAAGGAUUUUGUUUUUAGAUCCCAUUGUUUAUAUCAUAGGCAAAUAGAAUAACUUCAUAGCUUACAGGUACAAAUACUGGCUUUUAGACCUAAACACCGUGAAGAAGCCCAUCAUUACAAUGAGUGGGAAAAACAUCUAAAAUGAGGCAAAUGUGAAAGAUCUGGAAUGUGAAAAAUCUGGAAUGGUUUGAGUAGUGGGUUAGAAAUUAAUCUGCUAAAUGGGAUGUCCUCUGGGUCAUCUCCCUCAGCUUGAUUUCUGCAUUAUUCUUCUCAAGCCCCAAAUCUAAGCAUCCACCCCAUCUUUCUCAGUAAACCAUCUAACCUCCUACUGUACUAUGAAAAUUUUGUCCCUAACCCUUUUCAACUUCUCAUGGAACCUAUAAAUAUGUAUAGAUCAGCAUCUAUUCUCGCCUCAGUCCAGUCCCAGAGACUGUGUCCUUUCCUCCUUUUCAAGGUGUCAAUCCCUUAUAUGUGCUUUUGAUUCCAUAUCCAACAGUCCCAUCUUUUUCAUUAGACAAAGAGGAUAUAAUUUUGAUUAAGGCAUAAACCCUGUCCUCUGGUAAUUUACAUCAAGUAAGCACAUGUCCAUGGCAGCUAGUGAGCUGUAGUUAAGUGCUGUAAUAGUGAGAACUGAGCUGUACAAGUCUUGAAGGGCUGUGGAAAGGUUUUGGCAGAAGUGACACCAAAGCUAAACCCAACAGAACAAGAAGAGUGUGUGUAUGUUGGGGCAGAGGUUUAGGGAAGGUAGUUGUAAUUGAAGCAAUCCCAAAUGAGUCCAGUUGUGGAAAUGCUGAGUAUGAGGUACCUGUAAGACAUGUAACACAUGUUGAGAAAUUAAUUAGAUGGAGGAAACUACACGGUCGAGAUUUUAGGCUAGAGUAUUGAUUUGGAUAUGUGUUGGAUUUUUUUGGAUUUGGAUUAUGUGUUGAUUUUUUUCAACACAUAAAUGAAUGAGAUUACCUGGAGAGAUACAGCAUGAAAAGAGCUGAAGGUAAAUCCUUGCAAGAAUAGACAGAGAGACAAGAAUUCCCAAAAGAGUUUUAGAAGGAUUCACCUUCUCAGUACAGGUAAGAAGAAAGCCAGGACAUGAUGUAUGGCAGCAAAUGAAUGGGAGGGCUUCAAAGGGAUGGUGGUACACAGUGCUAAGUUAAAUGCUCUUACUUCCAUCGAUUUCCCCCCACUCUCCUAUAUCAUCAGCUUCACCUUGAUUUUUCCUGUACCAUAAGCAUCCUUGAAUUCCCCAAUUAAAAACAAACCUACAUUACAUAAUUGCUGACUCUUCUUUUUCAUCAGACUUUUCACAAGAGUCCACUCUUGAUGUCUCCAUUUUCUCAUCUCCCCCAUUCACUCCCCAAAUCACUACAGUGCACCAAACUGCUCUGCGGAGGUCUCUAUCAGCCAAGUCUAACACAUACUAUUUUUCUGGUCUUCUCAGUGGACUGCUCAGCUUCCUGAUAUCUCAUCGAUGAUGGCUUACUUGAAACACUACUUCCUAUUCUUCUGAGGUGCUCUCCUCGUUCUCCAUAUUCUCUCUCAUCUUAUCUGUAGGUGACAGGGCACAGCAGCUAACGGUUUGGGCUAUGGAGCCAGACUUCCCAACUCCUUCACUUACUGUGUGAUGGUGGGUAUGGAGUCUUUCUAGGCCCGUUUCCUCUUCUAUAAAAACAGGGAUAAUAAUGGUACCUUAUCCCUAGCAUUGCUGUAAGGAUUAAAAAUAAUCCACAUAAAAUAUAGCAUUUACUACCUGUCAGUUGACGCUAUUACCUGUCCACUACAUGUUAUGGCCCCUAAGGUUUGGGUUUCGGCUUACUUUCCUUACUAAUCUAUAUGCUCUCCUUAAGUUCUCAUGUCCCUCUCUCAUUGUUUAAAUCACCACCAAUAUAUUCAUGGCUACCAAAUAGGAUCAGACCUAGAUUUUCUCCUGUACUUCAGAAUCAGCUGCCGGUUGGACA
Rhinolophus ferrumequinum (greater horseshoe bat) is the source of this 3989-nucleotide messenger RNA. It is a transcript of the gene RGS20, whose product is annotated as regulator of G protein signaling 20. Lineage: Eukaryota; Metazoa; Chordata; Mammalia; Chiroptera; Rhinolophidae. The record is from RefSeq and is a predicted model, not a curated record. The transcript is spliced from 7 exons. The coding region runs from base 1 to 1137 and encodes 378 amino acids.